This is a messenger RNA of Ceratitis capitata (Mediterranean fruit fly), 1898 nucleotides long. RefSeq names its product glycine-rich protein DOT1 (gene Mnr). NCBI's taxonomy places the organism in Eukaryota, Metazoa, Arthropoda, Insecta, Diptera, Tephritidae. The coding region runs from base 552 to 1778 and encodes 408 amino acids. The transcript is spliced from 6 exons. The record is from RefSeq and is a predicted model, not a curated record.
AGCAAGUAGCAGAGUCAGUCGGCGUUUGUGACAGCUCAAUAUAGUUUGCUGUAGUGUAAAUUGGCAUUUUUGGAGCGCUCGUCGCCGUGAAACGUACGUGGCGCGGACAAUCAAAGUGUACGCAAGACAGUUCAUUCGUAUAAAGCAUUACAUGCUGCGCUUGUUUAUGAAGUCAGUGUCGAGUAGAGAGACAAAUCGCAUCUAGGUGAAAUUUGCUGCAAAAAGGACGUAAAACAGACCACUUGUGACAAAUAUAUAAAGGCUUCAUACCAGCCGUAUUGUGGAUAACUUAUUAAUUCAUUUCAAUUGAAUACAACGCGCCUAAAAGCAGACUUUCAAUAGUGAGCUUCAACAGAUAAAAACUAGUUUUUUUCUUUCUCCGGCGAAGCAGCCAAAUAUUACUAUUGAUAGAAGAUAUAUUGAAGCUGCAGUAAUAAGUCAAAGCGACCGCAAAAGCAGCAGAGCGUGUAGCGGUGGUGGACCAAACGAAUUGAGCAGGAACGGAGAAUAUUGUGGUGAGGCGCAACUUGGUGGCAAGCUGCUAGGCAAACAUGUGGCCGAGAAUAAGUAUGGCUGGUCUUACUGCCGGCAUUCUUUUGCUGCUAUGCAUCGUUAGCAGCGUUAACUCAUUCUCAAAGUAUGGACGUGGCUGCAGCGACAUUGGCUGUCUGCCCAAUGAAGAGUGUGUCAUCACUAGCGAUUCGUGCAGCUUCACUCAGCGCGAGGGCAAGGACUGCGGCAACUAUCCGAAAUGUCAGCGGAAAUCUGGCUCCAGCUCAGCAUCGUCGGCGCCAGUUAAUCCGUCAGUAAGCCACGGCACAACACACAACUCAUACAACCCAAGCGCACCGAUGCCCGACAACGGUGAAAGUAACAGCUUCAGCGGCGGCAGCAGUGGCAAUGCUGGCGGCGGAUAUGGCGGCGGCGGCGCUGGUGGACACAGUCUCUAUCCCACUUUACCAAACACUCCGCCAGCCAGCGGAUAUAAUCCUUAUGGCGGCUAUCAGCCACAACCCGGUGGAUAUCAACCACCUUCGGGAGGUUAUCAACCCGGUGGCUAUCAACCAGGCGGUUAUCAACCCGGUGGUUAUAAUCCAAAUGCUGGCGGUAGCGGUGGUGGUGGUUACGUGCCCAACGCGCCGGGUUAUGGUGGUGGCAGCACACCGCAGAAACCUAAAGACAAGGAGGGUGGCGGCUUUUUCUCUAACUUCUUCUCAAAUCCAGCUGUAAGUCAAGCUGUGAGUGGCAUCAUUGCAGGCCAGAUCGCCAAGACCUUGCAAGGUGGCGGCAGUGGUGGUGGUGGAGGUGCUGCUACCAACGGCGGUUAUCAACCAAGUGGUGGCUAUACACCAAGCGGUGGUUAUGGUGGUGGCAGCAGCUCAAGCAGUGGCUCGUCAGGCAGCAAUAUUCUUGGCGGUCUGCUUGGUAGUGUCUUGAGUGGUGGUGGCGGAGGCGCAGGUAGUGCUGGAAGUGGCGGUAGUGCAAGCAAUUUCCUAGGAAGCCUGCUCAGUGGUGGUGGUGGCAGCGGUGGUGGUGGCAGCAGUGGCGGCAGCAGCGCAACCAACUUUUUGGGCAGUUUGCUUAGUGGCGGCGGCGGUGGUGGUGGUAGCAGCGCAGGCCACAGCAGCGGUGGUAGUAAUCCGAUAAGUGAAAUUUUGGGCUCGCGCAAUUUUGGCGGUCUUUUUAGUGAGAACCCUUCUUCAUCCGGUUCCGGUUCUUCAGGUGGCGCUAAAAGCUAUCCCACACAGCCGCCAAUGAGCCAAAAUUACUACGGUUGAGAGGAGAUCGAUGAAGGGAAGCUGCUGCAUCACACUCUACUAUAUUGAAUUUUUUUUAUUAAAAUUAUAAAAAUAAUUUAAAAAAAAACUAAAAAUUUAUUAUAAAUAUUUUAUGAAGCA